Molecule: messenger RNA, 9643 nt
Organism: Bombyx mori (domestic silkworm)
Lineage: Eukaryota; Metazoa; Arthropoda; Insecta; Lepidoptera; Bombycidae
Product: guanine nucleotide-binding protein G(s) subunit alpha
Exons: 10
Coding region: 399-1541 (380 amino acids)
Biological process (GO): adenylate cyclase-activating dopamine receptor signaling pathway; sensory perception of chemical stimulus
Cellular component (GO): heterotrimeric G-protein complex
Molecular function (GO): G protein-coupled receptor binding; GTP binding; GTPase activity
Source: RefSeq, a predicted model, not a curated record
UGGUGCGAUAUCUAGUCCUACCUACGGAUUCGCUGUCAUUCAUUGGUACAAAAUGUCUUUGUAGAUAUCAGGGUGUAGGUCAUUUAAUCGUACAAUUAAAAUAAACCCUUGUCAUAUGGUAAUUAAAAUAAGUUUAACGUUUAACUAAAAGGAAAAGGAGGAUUUACGCCACCUAAAACAGUGGUAGAGAUGCAACUAGUGUCAGUGGUGUCGAGAUAAUAGCAGGCUCGUAGUGGUAGUGGUGCGUUAGCGAUGAUGCGGGCGCAGUGAGGCGGCAGAGCGACACCACGGCUUCGUCAGCGGCGGGGGCCGCGCGGGGAGCCGAGUCUCCUUCGCAGGCCAACCAGGACGCGCUAGACUCCGCCACGCCUACUUGCUGGUGGACGGCGUGGUCUGCAAUGGGUUGCUUCGGGUCACCGGGCGGCAAGAGCAGCGAGGGCGACGACAUCAAGAAACAAAAGAGACGCAGCGAUGCCAUCACCAGGCAGCUGCAGAAGGAUAAACAGUUGUAUCGGGCGACGCACCGGCUGCUCCUGCUGGGCGCCGGCGAGUCCGGCAAGUCGACGAUCGUGAAGCAGAUGCGCAUCUUGCAUGUCAACGGCUUCUCCGACAAGGAGCGCAAGGAGAAGAUCGAGGACAUCAAGAAGAACAUCCGCGAUGCUAUACUCACAAUCACGGGUGCAAUGAGUACCCUGACUCCUCCGAUUCCACUCGAGAAGCAGGAGAACAAAGUACGCGUCGAUUACAUUCAGGACGUGGCGUCGCAGCCGGACUUCGACUACCCUUCGGAGUUCUACGAGCACACGGAGGCGCUGUGGAAGGACCAGGGCGUGCAGCGCACCUACGAGCGCAGCAACGAGUACCAGCUCAUCGACUGCGCGAAAUAUUUCUUGGAUAAAGUUCACAUAAUAAAGCAGGCGGACUACACGCCCACCGAACAGGACAUCCUGCGCUGCCGAGUCCUCACCUCCGGGAUAUUCGAGACGCAGUUCGUCGUGGACAAAGUCAAUUUCCACAUGUUCGACGUGGGCGGGCAACGUGACGAGCGCCGUAAGUGGAUCCAGUGCUUCAAUGACGUGACGGCCAUCAUCUUCGUGACGGCCUGCUCCUCCUACAACAUGGUGCUGCGCGAGGACCCCACGCAGAACCGGCUGCGCGAGUCUCUGGAACUGUUCAAGAGCAUCUGGAACAACCGGUGGCUGCGGACCAUCUCCGUCAUCCUGUUCCUCAACAAGCAGGACCUGCUCGCCGAGAAGGUGCUGGCGGGGAAGUCCCGGCUCGAGGACUACUUCCAGGAGUUCGCCCGUUACCAGACCCCGCCUGAUGCUGUGCCCGACGCCAAGGACCAUCCCGAGGUGUCCCGCGCCAAGUACUUCAUACGCGAUGAGUUUCUGCGCAUAAGUACGGCCAGCGGCGACGGUAAGCACUACUGCUACCCGCACUUCACGUGCGCUGUCGACACGGAGAACAUCAAGCGCGUGUUCAACGACUGCCGCGACAUCAUCCAGCGCAUGCACCUGCGCCAGUACGAGCUGCUCUAACCGGGCACCAGCCAUCGGCCGGUCGACUGUCCCCUUCUCUUGACUAGAAUAAAUACAAAAAAGCAAAGGGUCUGCCCCGCUGCCCGGGCUCCACCGUGGACACGCGUCAAGCGCAUUUUCAAACACUUCAUUCGACCCGUGUUCCGUUAACGAGUGACAGAAUCGAUUAUUCGAUUUCACUAUCGAUAGUAUUCGCUGAAUAGAUCCAAUGACUUAGGGUGAUCCAUUUUACUUGUCAUCUUGAGUUUAACGUUAAUCAAUUUUACUUUGACACGUGAGAAUCGAUUGCAAUUUGAUUAUUGUCAAUAAAUAAUCGUAGAUCUUAGGGUGCGAAAUUCGAAUGAAGUUGAAAUUUUAAAAUCGAUUUUCACAAGUACGUAUUCGAAUGGUGUUUCCGAAUAUUCGCUUUUGCACGAAGCUGGCAACUAACCGUUUUCAAAUCACAAUUUUGUUUAGUCAUUUUAAUACUUACUUUAUUUAGUCUUAUUUUUGGUUGUGACGAUUCAAUUUUUUUUUUUUUUUUUAGUUAAUUUUAUCGUUUUUUUAAAUAUAUUUUAUUUGAAAGUUUAAAAAGAUUAUAAAUGAAAGAUAUGUUUAUAUUUUGUUGAUUCGCGAAUCGAGAUACCGGACGACGGUAUCGUUUUAGCGUAGUGUUGUAACACAAUAACCAUUGUCGAUAAUAGAGAUGCGGCUAAGAGCACUUGCCGCGUUAUUUUUUUUUCUCAAUCUUUAAUCGAGGCUAUAUUAAUCACAAGCAGCUAGUUUUAAAGGACUUAUUAUUGUUUAUGUAAUAUUAGCAUCGUUCUUAAGCUCAAGUUAAUGAAUCAUUUUAUUUAUCUGAAUCUAUAAUAAAGGAUUUAUGUUGUUUAUCCUUUUUUAAGAUCCUAAUAGUUUUUAAGAUUUUAUUUAAAUACAUAAAUUCUUCCAUUUUAUUCGGACAGUUGUAUCAAUAAUUAAUUGUCGUUCGCACAAAUUCCUUAAAACGCAACAAACACGAAUUUUUCAAUUGUAUUUUAUUCUUUAUCAAAUCUGUAAAUAUAUAUAUAUAAUUUCCCAAAAACAUUUUCUAUAUAAAUGUUAAUUCUAUAUAUAUAUAUAUAUAUAUAUAUAUAUAAGUCACAAAUAUUGUCUCCUCUGAAGGAGAACUUUGAUGAUGAUAACAGUACUAAUUAUUAGAAUCGCAAAAGUCGAAUCAAUCAAAGUUCUAAACGAUGAAAAAAAAACGGAAUAAUCUCCAACGCUUCAGAAAUAUAUACAUACAUAGAUCUGAUAUAUUUCAUGUUUGUUAUGUAAUACGAAAUAGAUUUUUUUUUUAUUGCCUUUGUAGGCAGAAGAGCAUACGGCCCACCUGAUGGUGAGUGGUUACCGUCGCCCAUGGACUUCAGCAAUGCCAAGGGCAGAGCCAAGCCGCUGCCUACCGCUAAAUUACAUCAAAGAGUUUCAUCUGCGUCAGCUUUGUAGUUUGGGAGUUAGUUUAAUCGUCACAUUUGGGUUUUCUUUAAGUGAAUCUGUUGACGGUUAAUUCUUCAUUCCUUCUGCGGGCCUACUGGAAGAGAUUUCGACAUGAAAUAAGUAGUGCCCUUGUACUCUGUAUCCUUAUUGUCGUGUUUCUUCUAACAGAUGUUUGUACAAAAUAUAUUUAACUACCGACCCGUCCUCGCUUCGUUUCAGAAACUGUAAUUUAUUAUUGAUUUCUCCACUAUUUAAUGGAUGUUAUUAUACAUAUAAACCUUCCUCUUCAAUCACGCUAUCUAUUAAAAAAACCGCACCAAAAUCCGUUGCGUAGUUUUAAAGAUUUAAGCAUACAUAGGGAUAUAGGGACAGAGAAAGCGACUUUGUUUUCUACUAUGUAGUGAUAGUGCUAAAUAAAUAAAGAAAUAAAGGUCUUGGAACAGGCUGCCAUUGUCGUGAACCUUGGUAGAGGUCUACUAAACAAGAACCUCUAGGCUGAUGAUGAAGAUAACCAAAUUUUCAGUUUAUCGAAUUAUCUUCUCCAUUAGAUGUAUGCACAAGCCACCAAAAUGUAAUAUAGUUUGUUCGUCACUUACCGUGACUCGCAUUAAUGCUACAAUACUGUUUAUUGAUGGGUUCAACCUUGGCUUCCUUCUACCUAUUGACAUUGGCAUAAGCACUGUUUUAUGCAUAUCGUUUUCAAAAGAUACAUCUUUGUUUGUUUGUUUGCAUUUUAUUUUCGACAUUAGUAACUAGUAUUAUUCGCGGUACUAAUAAAGAGGUUUUUAAUGUAAUGUCGCGUAUUCGAUGCAUAAUUAACGAAAUUAAAUUGGGAAAAGCUCGCUUGAAAGCGUUUGUCACCCCCCCACACCUCCCCCCGCCCACGCAUCGACUAGAAGCGUGACGUAACGCUUAAAUUGUUAAUGAUUUUUUACAUUAUUGACUCGUUUAGAAAAGAAUAAGAAAAACAACAUCACUGUUAAUUGUAUUUUCCUAUUUUUAUUUAUAAACUAAUUUCAGUUUUAAAAAAAAAAACUUAUUUCAUUUGAUAUUCAUCUUUAAGUCUAAAAUUAUGUUAUAAAAUUUCGUUUUGCGUACUUAUAAUUUUAGUUUUUAAAUUAAUUAUGAUCUAAUUUAUUUUUAAAAUGUUUUAUUUUUUUUCUCCUUAUAUUCGAUAAUCGAUAUUAACGAAACUGUAACCAUAUAAUCGAAUGUCACAUCACUAGUUAUCUUGUUAAUUUUUUUUUGUUUCUUUUUAAUAGUUUUCUAGGUUCUAAGCUCGUUUUCUGUUGAAUGUGCCAUAAAUUGUGUGUUGCCAGCGGAAACACCAUAUUCCUAAUGUUACCAUAUAUGAAAGAUUAAGUUUAUUUUAGUUUACCACAGAUAACGUAUGCUAUUUUUCGCUUCCUUUUUAAACGUAACCACACACUAUAUUUGUUAACAUUUAUUAUUAUUAUUAACUAUGAAGUUUUUUCUCGUUUUUAAGUUUUUUUUUUAAUGUAUGUAGUAAAAGCAAAUGUAACGUAAUUUUAAUAAAUAUAUAUAUAUAUAUAUAUAUAUAUAUAUAUAAAAUUAAUGUAUGUAUGUAUGUAUGUUUCGAAGUCAUCUCAUUGCGUCCGGAGGUCGUCAUAAUCUCUUUAAUUCGCUAACGAAAUCUAUCGACAGUUCUCGCCUUUUGACAGUCGGCUAAUCUAUUGUCCAUAUUGUCUAUCAUUAACAUUACUUUCCUUGAUCAGGUUUCCGUGUCAGGAAUUUCGACCUUAAACACUGAAGUAUGUGAAAAAACCUUAAAAUAUAUAUAUAUAUAUAUCGAGGGGUGAAAAGUUAUUUCGUUUAAGUGACAUUUUUGGUAACUUUCCAGGACACCAUCUAUAGUUUAAAAUUUGGAAAAAAAGAUUAUCAUAGUAUUAAAAUGUUUUUCGGGUAUUUGAAUGGGGAAGUUUCUUUAAAGAUAUCGAACUUGUUGAUGACGGAAUAUCAAAUUACAAAGUACUUUAAUUGCAAAGAUAAAUGUCGCGUGUUAAGGGAUAUAUCGCAUAAACCAGCCUUUCCCAAAGUGGGCGAUAACGCCCCCUUAUGGGCGCUGCAAGCCUAAAGGGGGGCGGUAAGAGAACCCAGAGAAGGAGGCGUUGUGUAGAUAGAGGCUUUUGAGGCGAUUUGUAAUUUCACUCUUAGACGCCGACUGAACUCUCCCUAUAGUGGUUUCUAAGUAGGUGAAAAAAUGGGGGGCGCUAAAAAAUAAUCUAUUCUCAGAGUGGGCAGUUGACAAAAUAAGUUUGGGAACCCCUGGCUUAAACCAAACAGUAUUUUUACCCCUCGAUAUAUUGUGAACAAAAAUGAGAAUUAACGAGUCUUUAUGUUUCGAAAUUCCUACAUUCGUAUAUAAUAAGAGAUAAUGUAGACGUGUGCUUCAGACUUAGACGCUGUCCGCUUAGGUCUAGUGAUAACUGACUUAAUUUUAUCUCCAUUUAAUGUAAUAAUAAUAAUGAUGUAAGUAAAAACCUUGUAAUGGCGCCCUCCCGUCAUUGUUUUCUUUAUUAAAUAGGCGUACAAUGUAUUAAUGUAAUCUGUGGCGUCAUGACUUAGUACGUGCGGCUAAUGUUUCAUUAAAACUGAAGAAAGCUCGAGAAUAUAUCUGUCUCGUUCACUCGAGUUAGCGUGCAAGAAAGAGACGACUGCAUGAGCUGAACAAAACUAGAUAGUAUAUCCGUCUCGUUCACUCGAGUUUGCGUGCGAGAAAGAGACAUACCUGCAAGAGUCUCUGCAAGCUCUGUGCCUAGAAGACGGACGCGUUUGGAAGUCUAUAUAUCGCGCAUACAGUGCGAUAACGUCACUCAUGCGAAUUAUGUAACUUUUCAUGAGAUACGUUGGAAAAUUAAACAUCUUAUUAUAUAAUUCUUUUAAACUACAACUUUAAACUUCAUCAGUAAAAGUAAACAUCUCUCUCCGUCUCACUAAUAACUAAUUAAAAAAUAUGUUUUCUCAUAUUUAGUUCAGUUUUAACAAAAAUUGCUUAAGUGACUUUAUAGCACCGUAUGUGCGAUAUAUAUAUGUAUAUAUCGAUGGGUGAAAGGCUAAGGAAAUUUGGUUUAAGUGAUUUCAGAAGAGCCAUUUAAAGUUAAAAAUUUGGAAAAAAAUAUCUUAACAAAAUAACUUCAUCAGCUGUUUGAAACUUAAUUGAGGUUCAAUUAAAAAUGACGAACUGUUGAUGCUAAUUACCAAAUAAAACGCACAUUUAAUUACAAAGAUAAAUGCCUUUCACUCCUCGAUAUAUAAUCUGACAGGCAAUUUAAGAGCUUUUUAGCUUUUAAUGCAGCUUUUGAAUUAUAUUUUACUUUUUGAGUAUCUAUUUAAACCCUAUACUUAACAUCCAAUAAUGCAGGCAGCUAAAUCAGGCAAUUCUUUGUUAUGUAGUUUUUAUAAAUGUGAAUAAUCGAUUUAAAAUUAUCGAUAAUUAAUUUUAUCGAUAGUAACUUUUUUUAUCGAAAACUGUAUCGAGUUUAUCCUUUAUUUAAAUUAUUUUUUAAUUGAUAUUUUAAAAGGAAAAUGAAUACGCGAUUUUUCUUUUAUUACCAGAAGAAAUUGACGGAUUUAAAUGUACAGGAGGCAAUAAAUGGGGACUGUCAGAAAAUUCACAAUGACAAUGUUGAUAUCGAUCAAGUUAUCCGAACUUCUGCGUAUAAUUAUGGACACACAAUUCUCCAUAAAGGUAAUGCCUAUGGUUUGUCUAAAACCGCGAUCAUAUGGUUGACUUUUUUGUUAAUGUUUUUUUAAUUCCCUUUUUUAAUUUACAGACAUAUUAAAUGAAUGCGUCAGUAUUAGGGUGUCAUAUCAACAAAUGUUAUUUUUUUUUAUGUUCUUGUAGGCAAACGAGCGUACGGCCCACCUGAUGGUGAGUGGUUACACCGUCGCCCAUGGACGUCAGCAAUUCCAGGGACAGAGCCAAGCGGCUGCCUACUGUAUGUCAGUUCUCUAAGCACAUAACUUUGUAUGGAUGUGUCGAGUUUUGAAUGUUUCAUCAAAAUUUAAUAAUUUGCACGUAAAGAAGAAAGUUUUUAUUUUCAAUUUUCGAAUCAUAGUUUUUUUUUUUUUUCAUUCUAAAGACGUUAAUGCAACGCCCGAAACCUGUCCUUUUAGUGUGUUUUGGUGUAUUUUCAUAGAUAAAUGCAAUAACAUGUGAGUCAUAUAAUAAUAAAAAACAUUUUUUAUUAAUAAUAAAUAAAAUACGUAGAUUAGAUUAAAAAAUUAUACAUUUUUAAUUAUUAUCAUUUUAUUUGUUCGUUAUUUUCAUUCGAUAUAUUAAUAUAUAGUUGAUUCGCCUGUGUCGUGAUCGGUGAGAUGUAAAAAUGUAGGAGCUUUCAUUGAAAUAAAAUAUUAAUGAAAUAUAUAUGUAUAUUAUAUAUUUAAUGUAAUUUAAAAAAAAAAACAGCAUCUCGGUUUUUAUUUAAAUAUAGCUAAGGGUCGGUCGAUAGCCGCGAUCAUGAACUGUCUUGUUCGUUGCCAAUAAAAGUUUGAGAGGUGUCAAGGGACACCCGGAUGGAACGAAGUUUCUUUUCGAUUAAUUAGUGAAGGAAUUGUAAUAAAAAUUUUUUUAAGUUAUAGUAUUUUUUUAUGUACAAAAAACCUGUAAACACUCAACAAAAAUAAUCGUCGCGACACCACUGUUCAAUGCGAAAUAGAAAGACGAAACGAAAAUAACUGGCUUGCUUUCUAUAGAGAGAGAGAGAGAGAGAGAGACAAACAGACAGAGAAACACGCAAAAAGUGUCGUUACAACUUUUGGUCUUAAUAUUUUUCCGUCUAGAGCCCCCUUUCUCAAUGCGCGAUAAGGAACUUCGUUCCAAAAAAAAAAUCAUGAUAUGAAUAAUGAUUAGUUAUGUAUUGACCAGCGCACAAUGUCGCAAUUAGCGAUACCAAUCUGCAGGCGAUGCGACCUAUAAGCGAAAAGUUUAGGGAGAAGAAGGCACAUAUAGAUUUCGACCAUUCAAUUUCACAUCAAGAUGUCCGGCAAUUUAAAAAAAAAAAAAUCAUUAACAAUAGUAGGAGGAAAGGCGAUUGCGUGCAGCAGAGAUGCGAAUGUUGCGAUGGAUGUGUGGAGUAACGAGAAUGGAUAGAAUACGGAAUGAAUAUGUUAGAGGAGGUCUGAAAGUGGCACCUGUGACAGAGAAGCUGAGGAGUGCGCGUUUGGGAUGGUAUGGACAUGUGAUGAGACGAAAUGAAAAUGAGGUUGGUAAGAGAGUGUUAACUAUGAAUGUGGAAGGAUAUAGAGGAAGAGGUAGACCUAAGAAGAAAUGGAUGGAUUGCGUGAAAGACGAUAUGUGUAAGAGGGGAGUGACCAAAGAAAUGGUAUAUGAUAGAGGAGUAUGGAAGGAGAAAACAUGUUGCGCCGACCCCAGGUGACUGGGAGAAGGGCAGGAGAAUGAUGAUGUUCAUUAACAAUAGUCGAGUUUUCCCGGAAAUAGGCAAAAAACACGAAUUUCAUGUUCGUUGGCUUGGCGUUGCUUUCUUCGUGUUGCAUACAAUUUUGAGGCACAGACGUGUAUGAUCUUGGAGUUUUGAAACAAUGUCGUACGAUCCUGGCAAAUGUCGAUACGAUAUGAGUUCGUCUACUGAAAUAAUGAUUGAUUCAUCUCGUGAUGGGUUCAUGUAUGAUGAAGCCAACUAACCUAGCAUAGGCCGUAGGCAGCUUCCCUAAAAACAGCGGAUCGCGAGCGGCAACUAUACUUGAGACCUUAGAACUUGUAUCUCAAGAUGGGUGGCGCAUUUACGUUGUAGAUGUCUAUGGGCUCCAGUAACCACUUAACACCAGGUGGGCUGUGUGAGCACCUCCACCCAUCUAAGCAAUAAAAGAAAAAUGGAUCUGAAAUUACGUCACAUUACGAACAACACCGUCUUUUACCGGUUUUCGAUUAGAUGUCUUUGUACGAUUUUGUCUGUGCCGAUUUAAAAUUUGAUUUACGGUAUUCUCAUCACUACAGCCGUUGGUACAAACCGUGAGAUAUAUUAUAUGCAUAAUGAAACGAAUCAUAAUUGUGUUUGCAUUUAUAUAGUACUCAUAAUAUGUUUUUAACUUAGCACAAUCAUGUGAUUACUCGAAUUUCUUCUUAGGUAUUAUAUAUAUAUAUAUAUAUAUAUAUACAUUUUUUUUUUUUUUUUUUAAUUGCUGUAUAGUAAUCGCGUAGCAUAGCUCAACACUCAGCUUAGAAGAACGGUAUGUAAUAUCAGCACACUUUAGUAUUUCGCCGUGGAGAUCGUGAACUGUCUUGUAUUUAAAAAAAAUAUUUCAAAAAAAAAAACUUAACUACCUACGUUUAUAAUUAUAAUAUACUGAAUUAAAAAAAAAAAAGUUCUAUAUUUUUAACGAUUUUUUUUUAAAUAUACCUAAUUAAUGAAAUUCCUAAAGAUUAAAAAUAAUAAUAAUAAUAAUAAUAAUGAAUAAAUUUUAAUAUUUACGUGUAUAUUUAGUGUGUAACGCGAGGUGGUCGUAAAAGUAACAUAAUUGCUUGUAAUUUAUUGUCUCGAGGUAUACAGAAUAUAUCGUUUCACUGUCCAUGAAAUUUAAAUAUGUAACUGAUGUGUACAAAAUCAGUUUGUUUCUGGCAUUUUGAAUCCGACUUAAUGUAUGUAAAAAAAUAAAUGUUGUUUUAAAAG